CGAAGCGGGUAGAUGACAAUCAGUCUUCAGCUUUUGUUUCAUACGGACAGAACAAAUUUACUCAAAAAAUGGCCAUUAAGUUAGUGAUCGCUCUCGCUCUCUUCGCUGUGGUGAAGGCUGGUGUUAUCGUACCCGCUGCUGCUCCCGUUGCUGUUGCCCCCGCCGCCGUUGCUGUGGAGGAAUACGAUCCUCACCCACAGUACAAAUAUGGCUACGAUGUACAAGACGCUCUGUCUGGUGAUUCCAAAGGUCACGUGGAGGAACGUGAUGGUGAUGUUGUGCGUGGUGAAUACUCUUUGAUCGAUUCUGACGGUUUCAGACGUGUUGUCACCUACACUGCCGACCCCAUUAAUGGCUUCAAUGCUGUAGUGCGUCGUGAACCUUUGGUUGCCCCAGUUGUUGCUGCUGCUCCUGUGGUAAAAGCUGCCCCAGUUGUUGCAGCACCUGUUGUUAGAGCCGCCCCAUUGGCCGCUGCCGCUCCAAUUGCGCCCGCUUUUACCUACAGCCGCCUGUAAAAUGUUGAGCCAUUCAUAUUAAUAUUAUUUGUUACUUGGAUUAAUUAGAUACAAUACAAAAAUAAAUGUGAUCUGUAAUUUUAAAUGUGAAUUGCAGUGUCUAUACU
Anastrepha ludens (Mexican fruit fly) is the source of this 622-nucleotide messenger RNA. Its product is annotated as larval cuticle protein A2B-like. The transcript is spliced from 2 exons. Lineage: Eukaryota; Metazoa; Arthropoda; Insecta; Diptera; Tephritidae. The coding region runs from base 69 to 515 and encodes 148 amino acids. The record is from RefSeq and is a predicted model, not a curated record. Gene Ontology annotation, cellular component: extracellular matrix.